Molecule: messenger RNA, 357 nt
Organism: Penicillium alfredii
Lineage: Eukaryota; Fungi; Ascomycota; Eurotiomycetes; Eurotiales; Aspergillaceae
Exons: 1
Coding region: 1-357 (118 amino acids)
Biological process (GO): sulfite transmembrane transport; transmembrane transport
Cellular component (GO): plasma membrane
Molecular function (GO): sulfite transmembrane transporter activity
Source: RefSeq, a predicted model, not a curated record
AUGGGCACAGGUAUCGUGUCUAUCUUGUUGCACAAUCUUCCGUACAACGGUAUCUGGCUGUACUGGAUCUCGGUGGUGACCUUCGCACUUAAUGUGCUUCUCUUCAGCACCGGAUGCAUUCUCAGCGCGAUUCGGUACACGCUGUACCCUGAAAUCUUUCGGGUCAUGGUCAUGCAUCCAGUCCAGUCCAUGUUCAUUGGGACCUUCCCAAUGGGACUGAUGACUAUUAUCAGCAUGAUUUGUUUAGUCUGCACCCCAGUAUGGGGCCCGUGGACUCCGUACUUUGCAUGGGGCUUAUGGAUCUUUGGCGCCAUUGUCUCGGUGAUGACUGCGUUGUCGCUGCCAUUCUUGCUGUAA